Solea senegalensis (Senegalese sole) is the source of this 5064-nucleotide messenger RNA. It is a transcript of the gene ccdc13, whose product is annotated as coiled-coil domain containing 13. Lineage: Eukaryota; Metazoa; Chordata; Actinopteri; Pleuronectiformes; Soleidae. Gene Ontology annotation, cellular component: centriolar satellite. The transcript is spliced from 14 exons. The coding region runs from base 228 to 1988 and encodes 586 amino acids. Gene Ontology annotation, biological process: cytoplasmic microtubule organization; non-motile cilium assembly. The record is from RefSeq and is a predicted model, not a curated record.
ACAGAAAACCCCAACAACAUUGACGACUGUAUGCUUGCUCCCGCGAGAUCUUGUUCCAAGUCUUUGGAGGGGCGUUGUCAUGGAUACAAAAGCGUCGCACUCAAUGGGGGAAGCUGCAACACUUUCUUCAACUGCUGUACAAAAUGAGGCAGCGCAAAAGCAUUUGUUUCUUUGUACAAGGGAUGUGCGUGGAUAAAUGACAGCCCCACAGGUCUAAAUAACAGAUCAUGGAUCACCAGGAUGAGCUAAAUGACCUGCGGCUUCAGUUUCAAACUCUACAAAAGCAGCAGGAGGAAAGAAAACUGGAGAGAAAAAAGAAGAAAGAACCAGAUCACCCUGAUGCCAGUGUUACACCAGAUAAUUUGGAUCUAUUGAAACAAGGCAUCCAGGCACAUGACCUGCCUUCAAAUGACAGACACUUACAGAAUGAGAAUCAGAAUUUGCUAGAUCAGCUGAGAGAGCUGAAAGAUGAACAUGGCCGGCUCUUCAAACUUCUGGGUGAAAAGGAUUUUGAAAUUAAUCACCUAAAGAAAACAAGGGAGGAAGAAAGACUGGCUUUCACAGGGGUAUCAAGCUUGGCCGGGGACGUGGCAGCCACCAAGAUUGUCGAGCUGUCCAAGAAGAACAGAGAGCUAACGGCUGAAGUUGAGCGAGAGAGGACUAAGUCAAAGCAGAGAAGCAACAGGAUCAAAGAGCUUGAAAAAGAGCUGCAGUCUGCCUUGGCCCAGUGUACGACUGGACAACAGAUGGACACCAAGUCACACAAUGAAAAGAAGAUACUCGAUGAUUGUGAGCAGGAAAACCCAGCAGUGAAAUCCCUUCAGGAAAAAUUAGCUGCUACACAACUGAAGGUGGCUGAGUAUCGCAACCAGGUUCAAGCUGUCAAACAGGAGCUCAAAGUAGCUCAGAAGGUUUUGAUAAGCGAGGUUGGAGAGGAGGUCAACCUUCAGCAUUUACAAAGCUGCCCAGGAAACUUUAGAGGUCGCUCUCAACAGAUACUGGCUCUUCAGACGAGGGUGCGAGACCUUGAGCAGCAGCUGAACCAGUCAACACAGAGGAGACAGCCAAGUGUCCUGAGUGUAGAGGAGGAGUGUCUGGGCACGAGCGUUCUUCAGAGAACCCCUCCUCAAGACAGGAACCUCAGCUACAUCCGCACCAUGGAGAAGGAGAAGAAGGAGGCGUUUGAGAGGAUCUCAGUGGACUACGCAGCCCUGCAGAAAGACUACGAAGAGGUGAAGAAAAAGCUGGAAGCCGUCAAAGCCAGGAACAAAUCUCUGUCUGCUGAACUGAAAACUCUUAAGUUCCAGAUUUCCACCCUGCUGGAGAAGGGAAAACAUGACGAUGAGCUUGUGGAUGCUCUGCUGAAGCAGCAGACCCAGAUGCAGGAGGUGCUGAGACAGCUCAGCCAACAGCAGAAGGAUCAAGGCAAAGCGAUCCAGCCGAGUCAGAGACAACAGCUGAGCAGCGAGCCUGCCGAGCACAACGCUCUCGUCCACAAGCUUAAGCAGACGGUUGCUGAGAAAGAGACAAAGAUUAAAGAACUAAUAGAGGAAAUCCAGCAACUCUCCACCACGGUAAAAGAAAAAGAAGAGGGCAACGGAGGACAGUCCAGCAUCAGGUCAAAUCGCAGUUCAGGUUUUUCCCCUGAAGAGGGAGACAUUAACAAGCGAAUAACAUCUUCAGGUUCACUUAAUAAAUACGGUCAUAAACUGGUGCUGCCUACUGUGAAAAACAGCAUUGAAUUAAAGGGUUCAGGUCCUUCAAAAUGUCCACAAUGUUCAGCUGAUGUGAGUGCACUCAUGACUCAGAGUUAUGAAUACAAAGUCCUUUGUGUGGAGAAGGACAGACUUCUUGAGCUGGUGAAUGUCCUACAAAUAAGUGAUAAAGAGGUAAACCAGAGGUGUUUGGACGCAGAGCACAAGUAUCAGGAGGAGCGCCGCAAGACAGUAAUCUUGGAGCAGCAGCUGGAGAGGACUAAAUUAGAUUAGAAGUGAAGGCCGUGCAAACAGCAGGGCUCACUUACAGCAGCGUGUGACAGUGUCGAGCUGAUUUUUGUUGGUUUUUUGCUUGUUUUGUUUAUUAACGCUCACCGGUUGCUCUCUUGGCUGUCACCUCUGUCCCUCAGGAGCGGUGUCGCCCCUGCAAAUGGAUGGCACGACUGCGUAAAGCAAUCACCCACAGACAAACUAAAAUUGACUGCGCAUCAAUUUGAUUGGCAUUUGCGCCGCAUACGCUUCUGCCUGGUAUACGGUCAUCCCAAUCCUCAUGUUUGGGCGGCACAAAUAUGUUCACGUUGCACGACAGAGGCCAUGAAAGUGCCAAGGGCAUCACCGAAGAGCACACUCCACGAGGACCUGUAGCUCUGAAGUGACGUGAUGAGACAAGUCAAGCAUGUAUUCCUGCAGGCUCCGUGACGGCGGAGACAAGACACUAACCAGAGAAACUGGCUGAUCCCUGCUCAACCUCACGUCGAGCUGAGCCCCACCUUCUCCCGUCACAUGUGUCAAACAGCAGCCUUAUGGGAAACAGACUCUUCUGUUAUGCCGCACAAGCGUCACACAGAGCCUCUUCUUCUAUAUUUGAGUUGUCAAUGACGGUCCGUGAUGCUCCCUUUGUGCAUUCAGGUGACCUCACUUAAACCAUUUAAGAAUCCUGAGUAGCAGUUUUCAACUUAACCUUAAUGGCAUCAGACAGGUGGUCUCAACGAUUACAGAAAUGUCUGGUGCUGAUAGGAUGUUUCCCCAUGGUUUCAUAUUUUGUCAGUUUACAGUUUUAUUAAUGUCACUGUCACAUUUUAUUAAAUCAUUGUAUGUUUUUUUUUUUUUGCACUGCUGGCAACCUUGAGUGCAUUGCAGGUAUAAAAAGCAAUAAUUUAUGUAUUUAAAGUGUCUUGUAAACUAAUGAGACAUCCAUCUGAAUCAGUGAAAAGGAAGCCAAAUCCUGUCCAGAUGUUUUGAAUACAUUGUUUGCCUUCAUGGCUGUUAACCUUCCUAGGGUUUUUAGUUGUUUUGGCUUCAGAUGGUUGUACGUUAAUGUGUGACAGGCCAAUCCAAAUAGUAAACACCUCAGUUAAGUUCCCAAAAGCAUCAAUAUUCCUUUAAAAAUAUUAGUGUUAAUAAUUUCUGACUCGCUGACCAGCUGUGUUGGAGUAGUGGCUGAAAAUGAAUGCAGAGUGCUCCGUGCAGUCCCUGGGCCAUGUCACACAUACUGUAUGUACACUAUGUGAUGUUAAAUUCUUAACUCAGUGGUUGUGUGGAUAUGCACAGCCUGGUGGGAGUGGCCCCUACAUUCAUACUUACAUCCGAGUUACUUUCUUCCGAUGUAGCCAAGAGGAUUUCAGCAGAGACCACCCGCCCCCUCCCCCCCCCCACACACACACACACACAUCACGCUUAAUUUAAAACCAUGGCUGAGUUAGUGUGCAGCUUCAAAUACCGCACUAUUUCUUCCAGGACCCUGUGGGAGAUUGGCAGGUCCCCAUUGGACUGAGUGAAAAAGUGCCACAAGACAAAAAUAUCAGCGUUUUGACAUGAUGAAGAAAGCCUUUAUGCUCGGAUUAACAAAAAUAAGCUCGUUUUGAAUGCCUCCUGGAUAGAAGGUGUGGUUCCCUUUAAUGUAGUAGCGUAAGGAGGAACAGAUGAGAUACCAUGUGACUCCGUGUCCUGCACAAAUACAAGUUAUAUAUGAAAUAGUGCAGUGUGCACCAGAAAAGGUGUUGAUGGAGCCAAACUUGUCCAUGGUCCCAAACUGCAUUCAACUCCAGGGAAAACCUUGAACUUAACACAUUUAUUUUUGUUAUGUUCUUUAUAUUUGCUGUCGCACACACUAAUAGGGAAGUCAGUGUUUGUAAGCAUGCGUAGUGUUUCAUUUCCACUAUGUGAUACCGGAUAGGAACACAACUAUACAGAGCUCAGGUUUUAAAUAAUGCUUUCCGCUGUUCAAUAUUCUUUUCACUAUAAUUCCAGUAAAAGGAAAUUGUUUAAAACAACAACUGCUGACUUCAGUCGUUUGAAAGUGUCAUCACUUUCAAAUAAAUUAGACUUCACCCAACAAUUUUAAUAUUGUUUUAUGCAGCUGUAUUACGCAGAAAGGAGUAGAUUUAUUCCAAAAUGCCCAAUAACCCACCAAACCAAACACAAACUUAUGUAAACACAGCAUACGUAAACAGCCUCACCUAUUUGUCAUUCCAGGUUUGAAUGACUCCUUUCUCCAUCCUUCUCCUCAGAGGUAUUCCCUCGUUCUGGACCAAUGCUUCCUGCAGACCAUUGACUGCAUCCAGAAACUAAAGUAAAUAGUGGAGCUGUGAACGCAGAGGUUAAAGUUAGCCAUCAGUAUAUGAGGGAUCUGUGAACUUAAGUCAGGCCAGAAAACGGUUUGUGCCUCUAUGAGUCCAUUCAUGUACCAGUGCCUCUCAUUUACAUGUAAUGGAAAGAAAAUAAACAGCAGAGUCCUAAUGUGCUCAUUUACAGUAAGUAGAAAUUAAAUGAUGAGCAUUUAUCUCACCCUCGAGGCAGCGCUGAAACUAUGAUUUAACACUAUUUCUUUUCGACAAGUGAAAUGUUUGUGGAAGUCUUCAAGACGAGUAGAAUUGUUGCUGACACUGUUUACGACAGUUUAACAGAUGACUUUGAUCUCUUGACCUCUUGUUACGAACCCACUCUUUAAACUCAAAAAGUUGUGAAAUGCAGUUUGUUUUAUUUGCACGCGCACACACACACACACACACACACACACACACAUAGUGAAUUUGACCUCUGCAUUUAACCCAUCCUUCUUACACACCAGUGGGCAGCAUAAUGUGCCUGGGGAGCAAUGGGUGGUUUUUGUUCCUUGCUCAGGGCCACCCAAGACCUUGACCUGUCCUGGGAUUUGAACCGGCAGCCCUCUGGUUAGCCCAAUUCCCUUCCACUUUGCUCAUUUUCAAACUUUGGCUGUUUCUGUUUAUUUUUGGCACAUCCAACAUCACUAUUUGGUGGUGUGGUUGAUCACACACUGUAUAUUAACUCAUAUUAGUUGUAUUUCUGCAAUGGUGCAAUAAAUGAACUAAACUUGCAGUAAGCUUAA